CCCGACUGGGACAAUGAAAAACAGACUCAGCUGUUUCCCGUAAACAAGCUGCAGACUAAGUCGUAGAAAAAAAUAGGUAAACUUUAGGUCAUCGACUGUAAAAUCAUUGUAUUUAGUUUCUAGGAGAUCGUGUGCUGCCCAAACUCAGUUAGAAUUAUCCGUCGUCAUUCUCAUUUGGAUAUCCCUCGUCAACAAAUCAUUUUCUUUGUUGUUCUCUUUUUCUAUUGACCUACUCCCUUGAUUUGCUUAUCGCACUUAAACCUCGUCAUCAUCUUCUGACUAUUGCUAUUUUGUUGUUGAUGGGGAUAUAAUUAUAGUGAGAGUAGAAGAGACACUCUCAACACUCGGAAACUGUUUUACAGUCUCUCUUCUUUAUAAUCAGAGAUGUCUUUGAGUGAGUCCCCACAGCGUCGCCUGAGCCGGCCCAUUGGGCUUACUCUUAGGCCAGAAUCUGUGGCUGAAAAGUCUUUCAUGGAAAGCAUGGCUGGAUUCAUUCAUGAAGUUGUCCCACAGGCGUAUGGAGGCUGCCACCCUGCUGGGGAAGCAUCAGACCCAAUCUUAUGGGCAAAAAUAGAGCAAAUGGAUGGCGGAGUCUGCCAUUCUCAGAGUUCCAUCUUGCACAAGACCAAUCUACCUCUCUUGCUUGUUUUGGGCUUUAACACAGGAGUUCAGAUGUGGACUAUACAAGCAUCUGGAGAGGCUCAAGAAAUUCUCUCGUGGAAUGCAGGACCAAUUAAAGUGUUCCGCUUACUGCCCAAUCCAGUCUUGAACAUAUCGGAAGAUCUCUACGCGGCCAAACGUCCGAUUGUGGCCAUGAGUGAAAGCACUGGUCCUGCUUCACAACUCCAUCCCGUGACAUUCGUGUCCCUUCGAACGGGAGAACAAGUCAAAACUAUCCGUUUCAAGAAUCCCGUGGCGGAUAUAAUAGCCAAUAGGCGCGCCGUGGUUGUAACCUUCCCCGAGAAAGUGGCGGUCUUCAGCAGUACUACAUUCGAGGAUCAAGUAGUAUUGACUCACUGUUAUCCGCCCAGCUCGAGCCCUUACUCAAACCCAGUCGCCUUGGGUUCACGUUGGUUGGCCUACGCCGAGAAGCGUCUCCUUUCUAUUCAUCGUUGUGGCGGCGGUUUCGAAGGCGAAGGCAUCCAGUCUUACACAGCCACUGUCAUUCAUGCUGCCAAGAGCCUGACAAAAGGACUCCGAGAAUUCGGCGAAACCUUUCUUACCGGCCAAAGGAACGUUUCGUCGUCAUCGACAUCUUCCCAUCAAGGCCCUCAACCUGGUGUUGUGACUGUCAUUGACUUGGAAGGAUUAGCUCAUGGCGAAGUGAAUCUUCGGGAAGAUGUUGAAGGCGUAGUAGCGCAUUUUGUGGCUCACGCCAAUCAGGCCAUCAGUUACUUGGCAUUUGACCCAUCAGGGACCUUGCUUUUCACAGCCGACAGGCAGGGACAUAAUUUUCACAUCUUUCGCCUCCAUCCAGCACCUUGUAGUACUAAGCAAAGUGCCGUCCAUCAUUUAUACACUCUCUAUCGGGGUGAUACAACGGCAAGGGUUCAGGAUGUGGCCUUCGCCACAGACUCCCGUUGGGUGACCGUAACUACUAUGCGUGGCACGACGCAUGUUUUCCCCAUCAGCCCAUAUGGUGGAUCGGUGGGCGUUAGGACGCACACAUCUCAGCGAGUAGUCAACCGCCUAAGUCGAUUCCAUCGUAGCGCAGGUCUGGACGACACGCCUUCAUCUGGUCGCAGCAGCCCCGUCCUCUCUGCCUCACCUAGCAAUAGUCGCCCUGUGGAAUCGUCGACCUUCUUGCCCUAUCCCAACCCACGACUGCCACCAUACCCUCAUCCAACAGUUGUUGUUCCUCUGGUGCAACUACGAUCGUCUUUCAUGGGUGGAGCUGCUGGAAAUCGAGGCGUAACCGCCUCCCCUGGUCUUUCCAACGCUCGCAAGUUUGCAGAUUUGGACGACGGGACGGGAGUUGUUCGCGUCACCUGCUGCUUUGCUCCUCCAAGAGGAGCUGCACCGCUUGCGGGUCAUGUUUUAAAUGUGGGUGGUAGUUCGGCCGCCCAUCGUGAUCGUCUUCAGCGACGUACAGCUGAAUCGCUUUAUGUGAUGUCGUGCCAUGGCGCACUGGUGGAGUAUGGAUUCGAACCGCGACUAGCGGCUGGCAUACCGCGCGAGAAAGUUUGCGACAAGAGCUCCAUCGAGUUGGAUAUAGUACCACUGGCUCAAUGGCCCAUACACCGCCCGCUCUACUAUGCCGCAGACCUGCCACCCCCUUUGGCAUCCAGCGUUCUUUCAUUGAUCACCAACGGACCUGAGACGGAUGAUAAAAAUGAAUCGCCUUCAGCUAGAGUACCUUUAUCUGGCAAAGAGAUGCAGGAAACCUGGCUAGCACAUGUUGAAAUCAACACACAUGCCGGACCUCACAGGAGGCUUUGGAUGGGCCCUCAGUUUACAUUUAAAACGCUUAAACGAGACAGCACGUGCAAUCUUGCUGAGAUCGAGGCAUCAGAUGUUGAUAUUUUGACACGACCAGCUCGCUCAAACCCAGUAAAUAUGCCUGACAAGAAUGAAAUGCCAAUUCAAGGACUGCCAGUGAUUACUGGUGAAGGCUCUGCCAGCAGUUACGAGCAAUCCCCAAGAUUUCUAGCAGGUUGUGGAAGAGAGCGCUAUAGCACUCGUCGCUGCGAUUCAGAGGGUUCCAUAUCAGACAUGGUCCCUAAAGUCGAAGUGGAAUUACAGUUGAAAGAAAAUUUAGCAGACGCAAUGCAAGAAAUGCCGUCAACAGGAUCUCAUCUUCCCGAAGACGAUGGCAGUGAGCGUCGCACGCACUAUUUCAUGGAUGACGAACGCGUCAAUUGGCCUCAAACAUCUAUAUCCUCGUCGAACCCACCGGCCUCGCUCAAUAAUGACGAGGAUCUUUUGGAUUUUGAGCUGGAAAGUGAGACAUGCUUGCGGUCACCUCCAGUGCCCCCAAGGUUUACCAUUGACUCUCUAAAUCGUAAUUCGUCGACGAACAAGGACACUUCGGAAGUGUCUGGCGUUGAUAAAGACUACAGCUUUUUCGCCAGCGAUGAAGUAGUCAGUGGUUUGCCGGUCGAUGUUGCCUUCUUUCCGGAUGCGUUGCGGAGCGCCGGAGAAAGUAGUUCUAAUGAAGAGGACAUUGUGACUGUCCCACCAUUUGAUCAGGAUGGUUCUGGUCCUGGUCGAAAAAGUAAGAAAAAUCGUAAAAAGAAGAAGUGAGUAGGGUCUUUCUGCAGGUCGGUUGUUGUACUCUAUUUCCGGGUUUUUCUCUGCGUGGGGUUUCAAUUAGGUUUUCAUUUUCUUGUCCUUCGUGGCUCCAUCAAGUGAGACAUAGCAUGACGCGGAAACUUCUUCUUUAUUCUGAUCGUUGUUACACGCCUUUUUUAUUUUUCUUGAAUAUAUUAUUCAGCCAUGCAUCAGACGUUAAUUCGUAUGAUUUGUCAUACGAAUUAUUAGGGAAAAGACAAAAAAAACGCAAUUUUUAGUCUCCUUAUCUUUUUCUUCAAUUUAUCUUGUUAAAUGCGUGUUUGCAGGUGAUGCGUAGAUGUGAGCUCUUGGUGCAGUGUCCAAUUUUCAAUCAACCGCGAAAAGCGAUUAUCGCUAGUUUUCUAGCUAACCCACAUUAACAUAUUUUUAGUAGAAUAGACUUGUCAUUGCACCAAUCUCUCGGUAGAUCUCAAUCAUCUUCUCCAUCUUCGUGCUUUAAGAAAACGGUAUAGGUAAAUAAUCAUCUAACACCCAAUAAGCCUCAAUAGCAAACACCUGCUGACCUUUAACUGUUAAGUCGCUUGAUUAUCCGAGCGUGAUAUAUCAUUCAUCGAUACCCAUUGCGCGUCUUCAACCUCAUUUUUCCAUGGGCUGUUAUGAAGAAAUCAUUCAAAAAUAUACAUAGUUCAUUCAUAACAUACUGACCACAUAAACAUCGGAGAACUUUCUGUCAUGUUGGUGUGUAUCGUCGAUCGAACGUCAAUACAAAUUCAUUUUCUGCUCAAA
Messenger RNA from Daphnia magna, 4017 nucleotides. Its product is annotated as breast carcinoma-amplified sequence 3 homolog. Gene Ontology annotation, molecular function: protein binding. The coding region runs from base 385 to 3243 and encodes 952 amino acids. Gene Ontology annotation, biological process: response to starvation; autophagy. Lineage: Eukaryota; Metazoa; Arthropoda; Branchiopoda; Diplostraca; Daphniidae. The record is from RefSeq and is a predicted model, not a curated record. Gene Ontology annotation, cellular component: cytoplasm. The transcript is spliced from 9 exons.